AUGUGUCGGGUCAGGUUCGGUCUCACCGGCAUUUACUUCGAUUCAUUGGAGCCGAGCCGGCCUCGAGAAGAGUUCUUCCAGCCAUUGAUUGCCGCUAUUCCUCCUGUGGCCCAGAACAAGCAACGGGUUGUUGUGCCUGAGGCGAUAGAUGGUGGAGUAAUUAAAGAAAAGGUUGUACUAGAAACGCGACUUUCGAAGAACGACGAAGAUGGUAUUGCCAAAAAUCCUAGUGACUCAUCGUCAUCAUCGAGAGAUGAAGAGGGUUGUCGCUUGGCAAAGAAUGCAAAGACAAAUCUUGCAUUUGUAGAGAAUAAGCGAGUACAGGACUCGUCAUCAUCUUCAUCCUCAUCAUUGCCGUCGUCGGCGUCGUUAUUACCACUGUCGUCGCCGCCAUCAACCAGUGACGAAGACCAGAUUCACGAACGGGCAAACAGUAAAGCCAGCGUCCAAGCGCCCAAGCCCCCGAAGCCAACUAAUUCGCGGACAACACAAAGGUGCAACGACAAAUCAUCCAAAAGGCACACCUCCAUACCCCUCGGAGGACUGACUAAAGCUCCUCCUGCUAAGAGAGUCAGGUUUGCGAUGGAUGUGCAAGAGAGGAUUAUACCGAGCGAGGACGUGAACGACACCUCAAGCUCACAUUCCUCUGACGACUCUUACACCGACCCUCCUUCUUCGACAGAACCAUACGAUGCCUUCGCUGGCUAUUAUCGCACAUCGGGCGCUUCAAGAUCCCAUCGCAUGAACGGACGAAUCGCCGGGUCGAAGACGCGAUUCCCAGCAGAAGAGGAGAUUAAGAUUGAUGGUGCCGAUGGUUUCCUUGAUAGCGAAGAUGGCAGUGAGGUUGACGUUCAAGGUCUCCCGGUCAGAGGACGUCCGCCGAGGACCGUACGAGCAGCCGGAAAAGGUCACCCCCCGGAUCAACGACAUCAUCGGAACAGCUCAACACCACUUGCUCGAUCGAGGCACUCUAGCAGAGUCGUGGACCACUCUCGGGUUACGGCUGGCGGACUGGAGAGCAACGUCAACGGUAGGUUACAUCUAGAACAGUCUCAUGCGAGCCAAAAACAACCUGUGUCACCGCUCCGUUCAGGGCAAUCACGCUAUCCAAAACUGCGGUCUGGCAAGAACCUUCCUGAGCCCAUCUUUGUCGUCAGGCCAAGAUUCCUAUCGGAUGCUAAGGAGAAAGGGAAGCCUGCCGAGUUGUUAAGUGGUAGCGGAUAUAGCAGGCCCAUUUCAAUGAAUGAAUACGAGGGUACGAAGACCUCACCACCCCGUCCUACUCGGGUCAAGGCUCCAAAGAGAAUCAAGGCCCCCAAAUACCGGCCCCCUUCAGUCAGCGACGACCUGAAGAAAGAUGUCGAGUUCGAUGAAACUUCAGGCCUGCUAAUCCGGGACGUUUGA
Messenger RNA from Letharia columbiana, 1404 nucleotides. RefSeq lists its product as uncharacterized. The coding region runs from base 1 to 1404 and encodes 467 amino acids. NCBI's taxonomy places the organism in Eukaryota, Fungi, Ascomycota, Lecanoromycetes, Lecanorales, Parmeliaceae. The transcript has a single exon. The record is from RefSeq and is a predicted model, not a curated record.